AUGCGCGGAGGUGACGCUUCUGCUGGAGUUGGUCGUGAUGCCAGCGGCUGCCCUGAAGUUGGAUUGGCGAACGAGGCGUUGUUCAACGCUUCGCACGGCACUCCUUCGGAAGGUGCGGUCCGAGACGAUGUCAUCGGAGAUCUGGCUCCGUCAGCUGUAGCACGUGGUGUGUCUGAGGUCGCGCGCACGGCAGUCCGCGAGAGGAGGCGCGAGCAGCGGGAACGUGGUCACCGGGCUGGGGAUCCUCAAGGCUGCGUGCCAGUGGGGGGGCAGGAGCAGAACGUAGAAGAGAGACUGCGAGAGGGUGAGAAGGAGAAAACAAAGAAGCAGGCGGAGGUGCAAGACGACCGAAGGGAAGAGGAGGAGGAGGAGGAGCAGGAGGAGCAGGAGCAGGAGGAGCAGGAGCAGGAGCAGGAGGAGGAGAAGGAGGAGGAGGAGGAGGAAGAUGGCAAGGAAGAGGAGGAGUGGGAGGAGGAGGAGGAGGUCGAGAAGGAGCAGGGGGAGGAGGAGCAGGAGCAGGAGGAGCAGGAGCAGGAGCAGGACGGGCAGGAGCAGGAGGAGGAGGAGGAGGAGGAGGAGGAUGGCGAGGAAGAGGACGAGUGGGAGGAGGAGGAGGAGGUCGAGGAGGAGCAGGAGGAGGAGGAACAGGAGCAGGAGGAGCAAGGAACACAAGACAACAACGAUCACGUGCGGAUUCAUCAGAUAAUGAAGGCUGUAGCCGAAGCCGGCCUUGUGCCAGACCUCGACAUGUUCGUGGCGGCAGCGGAGGCGUGCUCGAGCGCCGGAGACGACGCGGGAGCGAUGCAUUUCUGCGACCAGGCGGACAAGCUCGUAUCCCAACGAGGAAGCCACGCGCGUAGAGCGGCGAAACGUCGCUUUUCUGAACAGCAGCGGUACAGCGUUGUCACCCCCGAGCGCGCUUCGCGCCAAGAAUAUCGAAGCGGAAACGCGAAGACCGGUCGCGGGCCUCCUCCCGCUCCCGUGCGGACCGUAGCGAGACUCGCAGCAACCGCGCGCCCCGGAGGGAAGGAGGUAGAUGCCAAGCGCACCGAGCUAGAGCAAGAAACGCUCUCGAUUCUGGAUCCAAGCAGCGGCAAACGGCCUCACCGGCCUCAUGACGUGGUAGAUGCAAUGGGCGACGAGCUACUGGAGCAAGAAGAGCUCUCAGUGCUUGAUGCGGGCAGCGACCACAUCGUGCGUGGUAGCAAUGAGCAGCACGCGCCCAACCAGGACAAGAGGGGCGGCGUUCUCGAGCCAUGCCUGGGACCCCCGCUAGGAGGCGUCGCCACGCGAAGCGAUCCACACACGAAGGCUGGUGGCGGGGUACGCACUGUGGCCGAGCUCAAGCAAGAGCUGGGACAGCUGUGCGGGGCGGUGUGGCGCUUGGUGGGGCAGCAUCAGACGGAGAGAGCCUACCAGCUGGCCCUCUGCAUGGAGCUCGUGAGACGGGGGGUCACCGUGGAGGCCGAGGCGGAGAUUCCGACCGCGCAGUACAGGGGGGAGUACGUCGACUGGAGGAGGCUGGACCUUCUGCUGCGCGUAGCGGACAGGUCGAUGGCGAGGCGAGGGCGCUAGCAGCAGCAGCAGCAGCAGCAGCAGCAGCAGCGGUGGUAGCACAAAAAGAGGAAGUAGAAAUACGGGAGACGCUACAGGAACUACCACCAUAAUAGUGGUCGCUGUAGUAGCGAAUGCUCGUACACUAGCCAAAUCAAGCACUACCUGGAUAUUUCCGGCAUCAGCCACGGUUUCCUGGUCAACUUCCCGCGGGACGCGGGAUUCCCACCACCACGUCGCCACCGGCGAGAGAACGGCAGCGCUGUUCGGAGCGGCUACUCCUCGAAACGACGCCCCUCAACACAGCAGCAACAGUCCUGCUAGUAUUGAUAGUAGUAGGUGGCGCCGCGGCGACGAUGGUGACAGUGACAUUCCGGCCCCCAGGUGUGGUACUUCUACCGAGCAAGUCGGUAGCAUCGUUAGAGGCGGAGAGAUGGAACCCCCUUGUGGAAAGAGUUUGUUUCAAAGCGCGAUCGCUCCACAACCAAAAGCUCUUGUUCUAUUGUGCCAACACCAAGAAUGUUCGUUUUCGGAACAGCUCUCUUGUCGAGGCCUUUGCGUCGACGUAUGUAUCGGGCUCUCUCCGAGCCCCCUUGUUUGUGAAGCAAUCGAGCUUUUACAGUCGGUCUAGCGGGGGUGGUAUCUCUCCGCGCGCUCGCACGGUAGGGAACGAACCAUCUCGGACGAACUGUCGACCCGUGACCUUUUACGUUCUUGUUGUAUGGACCUGUAAAGCAUGGCAAGGAGGGGGGCUCAACGGCAAAAAAUUGUGUUCAAAUUGCUCGGGCUCGAAGUAUGAAGAACGGCUUGUUCACAACAGACUACUACGCUGCGCGGCAUUGUUGUGUAAACACUACAGUUGUAGUGGAUUGAUUUCUGAGACUGUUGCUGCCGAACAUUGUUGCCUUGUGUGAAUACUACUAUGAUGGCAUUUCUGGGCAUUACUAUUCUACGCAUAACACGUGAUCGACGACAGACGGUGGCGUCCUAGGAGCAUUGAUUGGAUGGGUGCAUUCCUGUGUGAAGCAAGAGCAACAAUAGAGUAUGCCGGCAACAGCUGCACGGAGGACCAGAAGUUGACGCUAAAUAGCAAAUGUAGCAGUUUGGCAGGGAAUCCUGUUGCGGGGUGUGUGCAUUCGUUCAUGCACCACGUUGCGCAAAUAAACGUGUCCGCCCGUCCUUGGUUGAAACUUUGUGUUCCUGUACAAGUAUAAAACGCGCUGUUGGCAUUCUUUGGGCCAAGAUGACGUCAAGUCGAAAGACUGCGAAGUUCGCGAUAAAAAAAAAAGCAAGAAUUAUAAUUCUCAAUCCUUGCGGAGAGAAUCGAGCUGGGAUUCAUUCGGCAACAAUAUGGAUGAACCUAUUGACCCUAGGGGUAGAUCACGUAGCAGCUACGGAUGACUUAUCAGUGCCAAAACGCCAAUGUUCCCUAUAAACAUGAUCGGUUUGAACUGCUGCAGUGCGGUGCCUGCAUGUGUACCUGACUGCUGUGCGGUGCCUGCAUUACAUCUAUCUGCUGUCCCCUGUUGGACCGAGGUGGGUAUUGCAAGACUCAUCCUCUGUGUCGUUUGCGGUCACAUGUAUUGGGUAUUCAUUGUCAUCACUUUUGCCUUGACUAGGUAAACCUCGAUCUAUCUGCAGAAAUAUACCACGGGGGUCUUCUCGAGGUUGGUCCCGGGGUUGCUAGUAUACCAUUGAGUGUGUUGGUGGAGAACCUUGGUGUCGGUGAGAUAUGUGUAGAAUGUACGUUCAAAGCUUUGUAUGGAGUGGGCAUGCAUCAACCUUUCCUUGAAAACGCCUGGU
Messenger RNA from Ectocarpus sp. CCAP 1310/34, 3357 nucleotides. NCBI's taxonomy places the organism in Eukaryota, Phaeophyceae, Ectocarpales, Ectocarpaceae. The record is from the annotation of a GenBank genome assembly.